Molecule: messenger RNA, 1451 nt
Organism: Exophiala mesophila
Lineage: Eukaryota; Fungi; Ascomycota; Eurotiomycetes; Chaetothyriales; Herpotrichiellaceae
Product: anthranilate phosphoribosyltransferase
Exons: 1
Coding region: 98-1369 (423 amino acids)
Biological process (GO): L-tryptophan biosynthetic process
Cellular component (GO): cytosol
Molecular function (GO): anthranilate phosphoribosyltransferase activity
Source: RefSeq, a predicted model, not a curated record
CAUUGUUCGGCGCAGUCUCUAAACACAACGAUCACAGCUCUCUUUGCACCAUCUAUAAGAGAGGGACAUUUCUGGGUUUGGUCUUACAGUCGCCAGGAUGUCCGAACCACCGGUGCGACAAGUCACCAUCACUCCGCUGCUGAAGAAGCUGUCGGCGCCUCCUCCAAUGGACAAUAGUGUCAAGGCGGAGGACAUUGCACUGGCAUUCUCGCGGACGUUUGAGAACCAACUGAGCGGGACACAGACGGCAGCUCUACUGACGCUACUCCACUCGACCGGCCGAGACAGACACCCGGACGUGAUUGCAAAGUGCGCGGAGAGUAUGCGAAACGCUGCAGUGCAGGUCGACGCCCAGGCGUUGAAGGAUGUGGUUAAGAGGAGGAAACGAGGGUUGGGUUCUUACAGAGGAGGUCUAUGUGACAUUGUGGGAACCGGUGGUGAUCUUCAUUCUACCUUCAACAUCUCGACUACUUCGUCUAUUAUCGCUUCUCCUAUCCUCCUCAUGGCUAAACAUGGUAAUCGAGCUCAGACGUCCAUGUCUGGUUCGGCCGACGUGCUCAACGCCAUUCUUCCCAAGCCGCCCAGGAUCGAGGCCCUCAGCGCAGAACUCCUCCCUCAAGCCUACGAACACACCAACUACACCUUCCUCUUCGCCCCCAAUUUCCACCCUGGUAUGAAAUACGCCGCAACCGUCAGAAGAGAGCUGGGUCUCCGCACAAUCUUCAACUUGAUGGGUCCUCUGGCAAAUCCCGUCGAGGAUCAAAUCGAGGCUCGUGUCGUGGGAGUCGCAUACCAAGAACUCGGCCCUGUCUUUGCUCAGGCGCUGGCUCUGUCAGGGGCAAGAAAAGCAAUGGUGGUCUGUGGUCAGGAAGAUCUCGACGAGAUCAGCUGUGCUGGCAAGACGAAUUGUUGGCUGCUGAGAGAGUUGCCCAAUCCCAAAUACAAGGGCGACCACAAUAAGGAGGAAGACGACGACACCAGUGACGACGAAGCCGAACCCAGAUAUAUUGCCAAGGUCGAGACAUUCGCUGUUGGACCAGAGGAUUUUGGACUUCCUUCACAUCCACUGUCAGAAGUCGGCGGCGGCAAACUACCGCGACAGAACGCCGCUGUGCUCAUGUCCAUGCUUCGCAACGAGCGAAGCCCCGACGACCCCAUUCUGCAUUUCGUCCUCAUGAACAUUGCCGCCUUGUUGGUCGUGAGCGGUGCCUGUGAUGCAGACACGUGUGAGAGCGGCGAGGUCAUCAAAGAGACGGGUCCGGGUGGGCUGAGAUGGAAGGAGGGUGUCAAGAAGGCUCGUUGGUGCAUCGAGAGUGGAAGAGCUCUGGAAGAAUUUGAAAAGUUCAUAGAAUUCACCAACAGACUCUAGGCAAGGUCUGAAAAAAGUUUUUUGAUCCAUCUGAACCCUUUGAUUCAACACGAGACCACCGUGUGAAUGCAUAAAACAGUGC